This is a messenger RNA of Hyalella azteca, 4770 nucleotides long. RefSeq lists its product as uncharacterized. The record is from RefSeq and is a predicted model, not a curated record. Gene Ontology annotation, cellular component: cell cortex. The coding region runs from base 200 to 4627 and encodes 1475 amino acids. Lineage: Eukaryota; Metazoa; Arthropoda; Malacostraca; Amphipoda; Hyalellidae. The transcript is spliced from 8 exons. Gene Ontology annotation, biological process: imaginal disc-derived wing hair organization.
AGAUAUUCUAAAGCAUCAUGAUAUAAAAUAUGUUAAUUGUAGCUUAACGGGACUCUCAUGCAGUGACUAAUUUAUUUUAAGAAAAUGACAUAAAAUGUUUGCGUCAUUAUUACACCGUCAUCUGCAUUAUUGUUAGUGCAUUAUCCCCAGUGAAUGUCAUGCCUGAUCGCCCGUACGAUUGAUUGAUAGUCAACCCGUGAUGACCGAUGAAUUCAAAAUAAUGAAUGGGUCAUAUUGUCCAAAUAAUGAUCCACUCUUUGCAAGAAGAACUAAUACUCUCAUAUGCCGGGCCAAACUGGAUCAAGAUGACCCACUCAAGAGCAAAAAGUGCGACCCGCUUUCUGCCAAUAGCACUACUACGCUCCUAUGCGGGGCCAAACUGGAUCAAGAUGACCCACUCAAGGGACAGAAGUGCGACCCACUUUCUGCAAAUAUCACUAAUAAGCUCUUAUGCCGGGCCAAACUGGAUCAAGAUGACCCACUCAAGGACAAACAGUGCAUCGGUAUUCGGACAAAGUCUCCUCAUUUCUCCGAGUGUGCGCUAGGCAGAAGACGACGACAGCCACUGCGACUCGCACUGCUUGUCAUGGUCGCGAUGUUUGCUCGCAUCGUCAGCGCAGAGCCUGACCAUGAAGACGUGUUGUCUGUCGUCAGACAUGAGGCGGGUGACUACUACACGCUUACAGAGUCAUCAGUGUGCCGCUGUCUGGGCGGUGAUGCGUCGUCCAUCAGCGGCCCAGGCGCGUGGCCGCCUGCCGAGGCGUCCUGCCGCUGCCGCUGUCCUCCUGAGCGGCCGCUGCUGCGCGACGACUCAUUCUCCUGCACCGACAGCGUCAGCGAGUGCAGUCUCGCCGAGUUCGUGGGCGGGGGCGGACGUGCGCCGGUGCCGCUCGUCCACCUGCCCGCGCGCGGCCAAUUGCUUAACCCCAACGACGAGGUCGCCAUCUUGGGCGCAGAGUCUGCGCAGUCUGCGCCGCUUUGCGUGGUGCAGGAGGCGCGCAGGCUGACGCGACGCGGCUGGCAGGCGCUGCCUAACUCCACGGACUUGGAGCCGCCCUUCAGGUGCGUUGUACCGGUACUAAAGCUUAUGAUCUACCUCUCUAUUGUCGCCAGCCUCCUCUACAGGAGGAGCAGAUCUCCUAAACUGGCUUGCGUUGAACAAGGCCUCUCCGCGACGAGUUCCUACCCCGGGUCUGAGGGGGGGCGUCGCCCCCUGGGGGCCAAGCGCCCCCCGCUGCUGGCCCCGUCAGCGGGGGACCCCCGAGUGUCAGCGCCGAGUGUCAGUGGCUCCCUCAGUGCCGCUGACUCAAGCUCCACCGGUCGCCGCAGUCAGGCCAGCAAACCGGGGUCAUCCAAGUCAGGUCGAGGAGAAGAGCACCAGCGGUUGAGCGCUUCUGGCCCUUGCCGUGACAUCCCCGAGACGGUCUCCAACGCUGCGACUCGAAAGCACCACCAACGCAAACUCCAACACCUGCAGAUGCAACGACAACUACAACUCCAUCAGAGACAUGGUGACGUGCAUCGAAACCACACACCGAGUGAAGAUAAUUACAACUAUAGCAACGACGAUAUUUCUGGGAGACACAUCGAUGAUAAGAUCAACGUUCAUCGUCAGCGAAGGUCUGAUCUCCAUGAAACUGAGAGCGAUCAACGGCUCCCUCAGGAAUCGGCUCAUGGAAUGAGUCACUCUGACCACCAUGGGAUCGAGCGAGCGGAUAGGAGCUCUGCUCCGGUUCAUCAGCCUUUUUUCCUGUCCGCAGACGUAAGAAACGCGGAUGAUUUAGAGCUAAUGUCCGGUAGAAUACAGAACGCAGCGCCCUCAGACAACCCAGCGAGCGUGGACAACAAUGGUCGCAAGAAACUCUACUUUAAUCCCUCAUAUUUUGAACCUGAACUCUUGCAGGAGCCUCCACCUGCCGCUCUCGACUUCCUCAGCAAGAUCCGAGAAAUCAUCAGUUCGGCAAAAACUAAGAUGCGCACCAAGACUUUUCAUCCGAGUCUCAACGACAUCCCUGAAGACGACUACACUUAUCACAGUCAAUCCAGACCUCACAGUCGUUGUGCGUCCACUCCUCGCGCAAAAUCAAGAAUUUCAUUCAAUUUGGGUUUCCAAAAUAAAGAAAAUCCUGGGGAUUCAGCCGUGAGCACGGACCCUCAGGUGGACGGUGGUCAACAAGACGAAACGUUCACCAUUGAUUCGCUGGACGAAUGUUCAGAAGGAGGAAGCCGGGUGUCGACGCUCAAGAGAAUAGCAAAAAGAGUCAAUGAACGCGGUACGAGUUUCGUCUCAGAAAUAAUUAAAACCCUUGACCGUAAGAACCGAGAUGCCACUACCGAAGUAUCAUUUGGCUCAUCAAAAACGAAAAACUCUCAAAGGUCACUUCAAUUCGUUCAAGUUCAUACAAAUAUUCCCAAGCCAUAUAAAUCAGCGAGUGAGUUGCGUAAUCAAGUGCGUAAUAUUGUCAAUUCUGACGAGCGACAGCCUGCCCUCAUCAAACCUUCACUUCUACGAAGUAUUAUGAAAGAUAGCAGGCAGAAAAGUGAUGAUGCUCCGAGCUCUUUUGAUAAUUUCUGCCAGGAGAUGAUCGCAACUUUUAAUCGCAUUCGCCAUUAUGGAGACACUAAAACUCCCAUUUCAACUCUUGGCAGGCCAAAAAAAUGUCUAUCCGGCAUUGAAAAUUCUGAAACUACAGAAAAAAAUACUUCAGGGAACGGUAAAGUUGAACAAUGGCUAGAGGGAAUUGAGAAUGAGAUCCCGUAUGACCUUCAUUCUGCAGAAGAAAUCGAUCUGCAGACUGGAACAUCGCCGGCAGAAGACUUAGAUUCGCUCGACUCUUCUGAAAAGCAUUAUGAUCUCACGAAACGGAAAGUGCAUGAUGACCUCAGUGACGACGAUGGUGCCCAUUCAGGUGGCGAAUUAAUCCUAUCUCCAAGCAUUUUGAAUAAUAUAAGAGUUGACGGAAACGCUUCUACCAUUUCAGAAAAUUCCUACGAGGUAAUCGACAAACCUAUUUCAGCUCCAGAGUCUUCCGCCAGCCGCUGCUCAAAUUGUGCAGCGCCUGUUCAGGAAAAUAUUAACGAUCGUGAAGCCCGCCUGAAUGAGUCCAAUAAGCAAGAAAUGUCUUCCGAUAAAUCUGCUAUUAAAGAAAAUGGAUUCAAUAAUUCAUGCGCAAAUAAUGUUAAAUAUUCUGAUAGUAACGUUGAGACAGAAGACGACGUCAACACCUCGUUUGACAUGGAUACGAUCGAUCGAAUACCUCCGAAGAGGAGGAAUGCUCGAUCGCGUUCUAUUUUGAUUGGUAAAUACUCGGACUACUGCGCCACCGAUUCCGAAGAUUGUUAUGACGCGACGAGCGCAGUCUCCCUGCAGUCCAUCACUACUCAUGACUCCCAGAACAAUGCAGAUAGAGACAGUGGACAUUUUGAUUCGAUUGGAGAAGAUAACGUUGGCGAGUACGAUGCCGUAGACCCUACAGUAAAUGCUAAUGUAGAGGCUCAAUUACGACUUUCCUCUUCCAAAAAAUUUAGUCCCGAGCAGUCUUCAGUAUCUCCACCGGUGAGACCACCGAAAUUGAAAAAGAUGAAUACUGCUGUACCAGAUGAAAAACCUCCGUUGCCGCUGAAAGAGGCGAAGACUCCCGAGAGGGUGAAUCCUCCGUCUCUUCCUGCGAAGAGAAAUAAAGCCUCUAAGCCCCCCACAGAGAACGACAUCAUUCCUGAGUUAUCAGACGCAGCGGCUGCUUCUAUUCUUUUAGGAUUGCAAGCUCAUCCAGCAGUCUUGGGUCAAGUGUCUUUAAAAAACGAAAGAUGUGAUACAUCUCCACUUGAAAACACAGUGCCAGUUUUUCAGACUACAUUUAAUUCUAAGCUCGAGCUAAACACCGUAAAGAAUAAGAGUCCUUCUCAUUUGCCUAAAACUGCUAGUCAAGCGGGAUUUCACUUCAAUCGGCAUGAAAAGUUUUCCAAUUCUGAAGAACGUGUAAGUGGCCAAUUUAUAUUGGCUGCCGAAGGCAAAUCGCCAGCCAGUAAACGGAACAGCUGGUCGGGAAGCGGCCUCGGCUCAUCCUCUCGAUGUAGUUCGUCGGACACAGACAUUACCAGAAAAAAUGUGAAGCUUUGUCAAUGUGCCAAAACUGAACUGGAGAAACAUUUCAUCGAGAAAGGAAAAUCCGAUGCAGACACCAUCAAGAAAACUUGGAGACGCGUAAUUAAAAAAUCCGACGUGUCUCAGCCCAAAAUCACAACCUGGAAGACAAAACUCGCGAACAUAGAGGAAAAUAAGACACCUGAAAACCAAUGCUCUAAUUGUACGAAACAGAAACAAGACGACUCAGGUUACCAGAGCAGCGACUCCAGCGGAACUGCAAGCUCCAGCGCACCCAUCGAUGAUGAAAGCAGUUGCUCCCUGGAGUUAGAUUGCGCUGAGUCUAUUGACACCGCACUUACGAGCAUCAAACGCAAGUCGGGUUUUGGACCUCAAAUAUUCCCUAAAUCACAGUCACUUCAACAUCUCAGCGAUGUUCCAGUCCUUGAUGUUUACCAGAGCUUCGAAGGCUCACCCAACAGCAGCACCGGCCGCCGGUCCAUCUCGACAGACGUGUCUUGCGAAACCGGCGAUCCGGGAUGAAGUCCUUUUAUUUCUGCUUAUACAAUGUGUUCUUUAGAAUAUAGAUAUUUCAUUCAUAUUUAUGGGUGUAAUGCCUUUAUGUAGAGUGCAGAUAUAUUUAUUGUUAACCAUAAGAUUUUCUAACCCGUCUGUUGUUAUCUAUU